Molecule: messenger RNA, 281 nt
Organism: Staurois parvus
Lineage: Eukaryota; Metazoa; Chordata; Amphibia; Anura; Ranidae
Source: the annotation of a GenBank genome assembly
CCACUGAACCUAAGCAAGCCCAGCCUCGAGUCUAUUUCCAGAGCAUAAUAUUCACAAAUAUUUAGGUCCCCCCGGACCCUGCAUUCACUAUGUCUGGUCUCCCCGGACCCUGCAUUCACUAUAUGUGGUCUCCCCGGACCCUGCAUUCACUAUAUGUGGUCUCCCCGGACCCUGCAUUCACUAUAUGUGGUCUCCCCAGACCCUGCAUUCACUAUAUGUGGUCUCCCCAGACCCUGCAUUCACUAUAUCUGGUCUCCCCGCACCCUGCAUCCACUAUAUCU